AUGGAUGCUGGCGAUGUUGUGUCGGCGACCUUCCACCGUCUCCUUUAUGGGCGGAAAUUUACAUCCUUUGAUGCGUUGGAGGAUGCAAUUUCACGAUUUACAGAGGUGAGAAUAAAACCCUUUUGCCUUGACUGAGGUUAGGAAACGGGUCACCGGUUCAAGCCCGUGAAUUCGCAUAGGCUUCCCGCUGGCAGCCCCAAUGCAGAGAAGUUUGUAUUCUAUAGUCGGAAAUACGUGUGCGUUUUGGCGUCAACUCGACAGUAAGAUUAAAUUUUCGUUCGGUCUAAUGUCAUUAUAUAGCCGUACCGGCUGUGAUGCAUUCUUCAACAUACAGUACCGCAGAGAGGGCUGCCUCGCGGUUACAUCAUCCCACGCGAUCCAUGGGCACGAGCCUGCGCCCGGGGCGCCGCGGUCGUCUAAGCAAAGGAGCCCAGGCUCCCGGUUGACGGACUUUCGGGCAUUGCGUCCGACCUCGCCGACAGGUAAGUAGACGCAGUUAUGUCAUGACCAUGCACCACAGCAAUGGACCAGACGCGCAGGUUAUGCGCCGUUUUUAAAGACAUUUUCAAAUCUGGAGUCUACGAGACCUACGAGGGGCUAAUGUCUGCUAUAAGAGAAUACGAGAAGGUAAGUCUCGAUAACAGACCCAUUCCUUUGCAGGCUUCCUUUACCAACUUCAUUAAACGGAGGAGUGAGAGACUCCCGUCCGGGCAUCCUCUGGUUGACACGUUGAAGUUUCGCUACAUAUACUUCAUAUGCUGUCAUUCUGGAGUUUUCCGUAGUUGCGGCUCCCGGACAAAGUCAACGUAAGCAACUGAUGCUAACUUUUAAACUGCUUAGGUCUCUGAAGUUCGGAUGCACGGCACGCUUUACUGCCAUGGUAACCGAGGGCAAACUGCGGGUGAAGGCGCUUAAUCUGCGUCACAACCAUCUAUGCAGUAAAGAAAUGUCGCGGUGUUGUGCAGGUAGAGCCUACCUGCACAUAAUGAAGGCCAGCCUGGCUGCCUACUCAGUAAUAGAAGUCAGUAGUGUCAAUUGUCGCGGUGUUGUGCAGGUAGAGCCUACCUGCACAUAA
Molecule: messenger RNA, 1075 nt
Organism: Spirometra erinaceieuropaei
Lineage: Eukaryota; Metazoa; Platyhelminthes; Cestoda; Diphyllobothriidea; Diphyllobothriidae
Source: the annotation of a GenBank genome assembly